This is a messenger RNA of Malurus melanocephalus (red-backed fairy wren), 4869 nucleotides long. RefSeq names its product ELAV like RNA binding protein 2 (gene ELAVL2). NCBI's taxonomy places the organism in Eukaryota, Metazoa, Chordata, Aves, Passeriformes, Maluridae. The record is from RefSeq and is a predicted model, not a curated record. Gene Ontology annotation, cellular component: ribonucleoprotein complex. The transcript is spliced from 6 exons. Gene Ontology annotation, molecular function: RNA binding. Bases 1378 to 2457 code for a protein of 359 amino acids.
UUUGUCUCUCUGGGCUGGCAGUGCCAUGGCCGAGUCAUGUCCAGCCUCUCACUCACAGCACCCCCACAUCCUUCUCACKGAGUUGCUCUGAUCUGCUCAUCCCAGGUGCAGCACCGGCACUUGGGCUUGUUAACCUCAAGAGAUUCCAAUGGGCUCAUUUCUCCAUCUUGGCCAGGUCCCUCUGUACUUCCCAAUCUUCACAAGUGUCCACAGCACCACUCAGCUUGAGGUCAUCUGCAAACUUGCAGAGGAUGUACUCRAUCCAUUUUUGUUAUUAGCAGACAGAUUGAAUAGCACUGGUCCCAGUACAGACCCCUGUGGGACACCACUUGUCACUGAUGUCUGUCGAGACUCUGAGCUAUUGACUACCACCCUCUGGAUGCAACUGUCCAAUCACUUUCUUAKCUGUCUAUUAAUCCACCCACAAAUAUUCUUCAUUUUAGAGAUAGAGAUGUUGUAGGGGACUGUGUCAAAGACUUUGCAAAAGUCUGGACAGGUAAAGUCUGUAGCCCUUCCCUUGUCUACUCCAUCACAGAAAGGCCACUCAGUCAGACAGGAUUUGCCCUUGGUGAAGCCGUUCUGGCUGUCUCAAACACUUCCCUGUUCUCCAUGUGCACUGGUUCUAGGAGGAUCUGUUCUGUGAUCUUCCAGGCACAGGAUAGUUCUGGAGUGUUCUAAAAGUAAAUUCAGUUCAGAAUUCAAACUUAACUGUUCUCAGAGUUCGGGGAGGGAAGAAAUAAGAACCAGCAAUUGUCAGUCUCAUCAAGUAAAAGCAUUUAGAAACCUGAUUCCAGCCUGUGAUGACAGAAGUUUGACAUGGAUUUUGUCAAGGAAGAGUAUAUUUUCCAUCCCAGCACAUUCAUAUAAGUAUCUCUUUGAAGUACUAAUCUUGAUUUCUGCUGUCUCUCAUGAGAAACAUUCUUUGGAUACAGUUAAUGCCCACCUUUUUCUCAAAAGAAUGAAAUGCUGCCACCCUAAAAGCUGCAUUUCUUUUUAUUUCAGUAACCAGUUGUAAGUUUGUAGAAACGAUUACACUUGCAACAGGCCAGUUUUGGUAACUUCUGUAAUAGAAAGGCUGUGAUUCCCCUAAAUGAAGGGAAUGGCAGAGGAUGGAAACUAAACCUUGAGUGCUCAUUAAUUUAGUGAGCUUGUAGAGGAUUCAGCUUAUUUGCCUACAGAUUUUUAAGGUGUUGUGUUGACUAACAGUUUAAUGUCCUUUUGUAUCGGUGGCUUUUGGGGCUUUUUUCUUGCAUGUAGAGUCAGUAUAUGGCCUUGGCAGUAUAAUGUCUGCAUAGUGACAGGUCUGUCACCUUAGAUAGUGAAAUACAAAUUUUGAUAGUUCUUGUUUUCUGUAUUUUUCAGCAGGUAAUUGCUGCCAUGGAAACACAACUGUCUAAUGGACCAACUUGUAAUAACGCAGCCCAUGGUUCAGCCACUAUAAACAAUUGCUCAUCACCAGUUGAUUCUGGGAACACAGAAGAUAGCAAGACCAAUUUAAUAGUCAACUACCUUCCACAGAACAUGACCCAAGAAGAACUGAAGAGUCUGUUUGGCAGCAUUGGGGAAAUAGAAUCCUGCAAGCUCGUCAGGGACAAAAUAACAGGACAGAGCUUGGGUUAUGGUUUUGUGAACUACGUUGACCCUAAGGAUGCCGAGAAAGCUAUCAAUACCCUGAAUGGAUUGAGACUUCAAACUAAGACUAUAAAAGUUUCUUAUGCACGACCAAGUUCAGCUUCUAUCAGAGACGCGAAUUUGUAUGUUAGCGGACUUCCCAAAACAAUGACCCAGAAAGAAUUGGAACAGCUCUUUUCCCAAUAUGGACGCAUUAUUACUUCUCGUAUUCUGGUUGACCAAGUCACAGGGGUAUCAAGGGGCGUGGGGUUUAUACGGUUUGACAAGCGAAUUGAAGCAGAAGAAGCUAUCAAGGGCUUGAAUGGCCAGAAACCUCCAGGUGCCACAGAGCCCAUCACUGUAAAGUUUGCUAACAAUCCAAGCCAAAAAACCAAUCAGGCCAUUCUUUCCCAGCUGUACCAUUCUCCAAACAGAAGGUAUCCCGCACCUCUAGCUCAGCAGGCUCAACGUUUUAGGUUGGACAAUCUGCUCAACAUAGCUUAUGGAGUAAAGAGUAGGUUUCCUCCAAUGACCAUUGAUGGAAUGACCAGUUUGGCCGGCAUUAAUAUCCCUGGACAUGCAGGAACUGGGUGGUGCAUUUUUGUGUACAACUUGGCCCCUGAUGCUGAUGAGAGUAUCCUCUGGCAAAUGUUUGGACCCUUCGGAGCAGUAACCAAUGUGAAGGUCAUCCGUGACUUCAACACCAACAAGUGCAAAGGUUUUGGWUUUGUGACUAUGACAAACUACGAUGAGGCAGCUAUGGCAAUAGCCAGCCUGAACGGAUACCGCCUUGGUGACAGAGUAUUGCAGGUCUCCUUCAAAACAAACAAAACGCACAAAGCCUAACAAGUUAUUCUCAGUGCAUUAAUACAUGAAAAUUAUACAACAAAGGCAAUUUACAACAAGCUUUAUGCAUCAGUAAAUGCCUUUGUUGUAUGUCAGUGUGGAAAUGGGGAUAAAAUGACUACUUAGCAUCCUAAGAAUAUGUGAGAUUUUUUUAUUGCUAAUAUUUGAAUUAGAACUUCUUAACUAUCUUUUGUGUUCGAGUAUUGACAAGAGGUACAGGGUUUUUACCUGUCACAAUGCGUAUUCUAUUGCCUUCUUUGAAGAAGGUGGACCUUUUAAAAUGUUUCAGCUAAGGGAAGAAGUUUUUUUUCUUUAUACGUGACUGCCUUUAACCUAUGAGUAAAUAUCGAGGCUUUGUGUAAUACUAUAAUUUUUUUUUUUUUUGUUAUUUCUUGAUUUGCUUUGUGUUUAAUUUACAUUGUAAUGCAAUAUUGUUUUGUUUUGUUGUUCAAGAAAAGUAUCUGAAGUUUACAUUUUAUUUAUAAAUUUAUAAAACAGUAUUUAUUUCAUCAUCYUCAUUUGGGUUGGGGAAUGGGAACACAUUAUAAAAGCUUAUUGUAAGAAUACUGGAGAACUUUUCGUAAAGCAGUACCUUGCCAAAGAGAUAAGAGCCUCUUUGAUGUGGGUUUAAAAAAAGCAUCUAUUUUUAUAAAAAAAUAAAAAAUUUGGAGAAACUUUUUACUGGUCCUGGAACAAAUAUUUUGACUUGAAUACUUUGAGAAAUCUCUUCAUAUGACACCUAGUGAGCUUUUAAAAUUUACCAGGAAACUUGCAGUUGUUGGGAAAAAAUUUAGGAAGAUUUAUGAUGUAGAACUACUUUUGAGACCUUUGUACUAAGAAGUAAAGUCAAUGGGAUGCACUGUUGGUUUCAUUUUUUGUAAUCAUCAGUGGAGUCAUUGAUCAUCCUGGUUAAGUGAUAGGUGGCUCACUUUAAUUUGUGAUUUUGAAACAAAUGGAAAUUAAAAAAAACACUAUAAGAGCAAGCAGAAAACUUAAAAUACUGAGAAAUGGGGGAAAAAAAAUCUGUUCUUCCUAAAGAAUUCCCUUCAGAUAGAGCUCACGGUGUUUAGUGAUGUACUUGCUAUUGUUUGAAGAAUUGUUUUGUCUUACAAAAGACAUUGAGCAUGGUUUGCGCCAUGGCAAAUCAGCAGAAGUGGCCUGAGUUGGAUAUGUUAGGAGGUAUUUUGAAAGUUAUGUUCAAGGCUAACACCUGAGCUUUGUGUAAUGUAAAUAAGACUUAAGUUAUGAACCUUUCAGCUAAUUUCUAUUAUAGUUUGUUUUUUAAGUUACAUGCCAAGUGAUGUUCAAUUUUGAAUGUUUUUGUAUAAGUUUUUCUUUGUAAAUGGCAUUAACAUUGUUACUUGAGGUCUGCUUUUUCUCUUCUUUUGUUUUUUAAUUUUUUUUUUCCUGAGGACUUGAAUUUACAGUGCAUCAGAUCUGUUGCUAUUUUUGUCUGUAGAUAGUCUAGCUUCAGCUGUUUAUGCUGGUGAUGCAACAUUUUUGUUUAUAAAUAUGUUUGUGGUAACAAAAACAGUAUAAACAUACGUUUUGAGCAAAUUUCCUUACAUUUUUCAUAUGAAAACCAUAAAUACCUGUAUGCUAUUGAAGUUUAACUUUGUAUGAUGCUUAAAUCACUAUUUGGGGAAAUAGAAAAAGUCUUUACCAUGUAUUGAAGAAAUUUAAGGAAAACAAAUACAGAAUAUUUUCUGAUUAGCAUCUAGCUUAUAAUUAAAUUUUUAAAAAAGAAGCUGAGGGUUUGAUGCCUUCACCAGGAUGCACUGACAACUAUGUAGUUACGUCCUGCUUUUUGUAUAAACUGAGAUGCUCAUACGCUUCCCCUUAGAAACAGCAAUGUUCUAUGCAUAACAUAGUUGUACACUAUCUUUGCAGUUGUUUUUGAUUCUUAUUCUUUUGAAUUGUAGUUAUAAAAUUUUCAGUAUAGUACAGUACAUUUACUGUGAAGCGCGUGCUAAAGUGAAUAAGCAAGUUUUCAUGCUGACCCACUCAAUGCUAUUCAAAAAUCAAUUGGCUUCCUGAGUACUUCCUCAUUCUUAGAUGCAUUUAGAUUGUAAAAGCUAAUCCUCUGCAUUAAAAGUUGUGUAUAUAGUAUAGAAAUGACAAACUUUCCAAUGUGGGAGAAAUAGUAGCUACAUGCUUCUUUCCUAUACUACUGUAGCAACUAAAGGCAUUGAUGAGAAGGCAUGUAAAUUGGGCUUCACUUUACAGUGUUUWUCAGAGCACUUAGUAAAAUAUAAGGCUGGUAUUUAUUUCAAGUUGUAUAGUAUGACUUAAUUCACAUUUGUUGGAAUAGAGAAUAUAUUCUGUUGGGUAUUUAAGAGGUUGUACAUGUUUUCUUUUGUGUUUGGAUUCUUUGUACUUUUUCAUGUUCAGUACAUCAAUAAACAAAGUUGA